This is a messenger RNA of Myotis daubentonii (Daubenton's bat), 912 nucleotides long. RefSeq names its product ciliary microtubule inner protein 4 (gene CIMIP4). Lineage: Eukaryota; Metazoa; Chordata; Mammalia; Chiroptera; Vespertilionidae. The record is from RefSeq and is a predicted model, not a curated record.
UCUACAGGAUUAAGUUUGGAAUAAGACACCAUGGAGCUGAGCCAUCGAGCAGGUACAACCACUUUGACCAGGGCCCAUCUGAAUAGCAAGGAAGGCCAGCAGGACACGGACCCCAGGAGAACUGCCCACAGCCCCGUGGAGACCUCCAAGUUCAAGGGCCAGACUCCAGUCUCCCCGCAGGCCUCCCUGAACCAAGAAGGGAGCCCCCAAGGCAGCCCCCAGGGGCAGGCCUACCCGGAGGGGAUACGGUCUCCAUGCUCAGCCAUCAGCAAGGACUCCCCUGGGAUGGACUCACGGCCUGGGUCCAUGAAGAAGGGGGACAACAGAGUCUCCCCAAGGGAGAGCAGGGUCACUUUCCAAGAGGGGGCUCAGCCAUGCGAGGGGCUGAAGGAAGGCCCCAACUCCGGGGCCGAGGGCCAGACGAGCAGCGUCAUCCCUGACAACAUUCGCCACAAGUUUGGGAGUGACGUGGUGGACCAGCUGGUCUCCGAGGAGCAGGCUCGAAAUGCCAUUGGUGAGGCCGUCGAGGGCCAGAAGAGGGCAAGCUCAUGGCCCAGCAGGCGCCAGAGUCCCGCGGAAAUCGCCUCCAUCUUCUCCGACUACUACGAUCUGGGCUAUAACAUGCGGUCAAACUUGUUUCAAGGGGCCUCCGAGGAGAUGAAGAGCCUCAUGAAGGCCUCCUAUACCCCCGAUGUCAUUGAGAAAUCCGUGAGGGACAUCGAGCACUGGCACGGCAGGAAGACGGACGAUCUGGGUCGGUGGCACCGGAAAAACGCCAUGAACAUGAACUUGCAGAAAGCACUGGAGGAGAAAUACGGAGAAAAGAGCAAGGCCUCCAAGUACUAGACGCGACCCAAAGAGGCGCCCUCGACCCAAGAGAAAGUGCUAACGAUAAAGCUAACAAUAAAGACA